This is a messenger RNA of Striga hermonthica, 708 nucleotides long. Lineage: Eukaryota; Viridiplantae; Streptophyta; Magnoliopsida; Lamiales; Orobanchaceae. The record is from the annotation of a GenBank genome assembly.
AACAGUUGGUCAAAAAAUACGAAAAAUGCCAACGCCAUGGGCAAAUCACUCACAUCCCAGCUGAAUAUAUGAUGACAAUCAAUACUCCAAUCCCCUUCGCUCAAUGGGGAGUUGAGUUAGUGGGCCCAUUGCCAAUGGGAACGGGACAGAAGAAAUUCUUGGUGGUCGCUGUCGACUACUUUAGCAAGUGGGUCGAAGCAGAACCCUUAGCAAAAAUCACUGAGGAAAAAAUGAUUCAAUUCAUGUUCUACAACAUCUGCUGCCGAUUUGGAGUUUCGAAGGUAUUGAUUUCAGAUAAUGGAACACAAUUCCAAGGGAAACGGAUCCAAGCAUGGUGCCUCGACAUGGGGAUCAAGCAACGAUUUUCCUCAGUCGCACACCCUCAGGUGAAUGACCAGUACCUACCCAAUGUUAUAAGGAGUUUAGGCGACGACCUUAGCUAUCUGAAGGACAGAGCCAUACUCGCUACCACACUAGUUGAUGUGGUUGAGUCUGGUUACGAGUAUAUGAGCUCAUUGGACUCAUCUGAGGUGAGGACAUAUUUGAGUUCGGAUACCGCAUGCAAGUCAGAUGUUGACUCUCUUCAAGAUCUUCAUACGCCUGAAUUUUUGAAUGGGAUUAAAUGCUCGGAACUUUUGAAUCAUAAAUUGCACUUGAAGAUUGACACUCCAAUGGUGCUGCUGAGGAACAUUGAUCAUCAAUGGAGUU